CAAAUGCCGAGAGGUAGGUACUAUCUGCAGAACAAACCUCGGAAAGCAGCGGUCAUUUGCGUCGCAGUAAACAAACAUUCGAAUUAAACGAAAUUAAGAAGUCAAACCGAAUCGAUCUCGUCAGAAUCUGCUUCGCAUUUUCUCGUACAUAAUGGGUAAAAGGAAGGCCACGAGCAACGCGAACAAUCCAAAUCAAGACUUGUGCGACUUUUUGAUGGAACUGGCGGAUUACGAGCGUAAUGUCAGUAAAAACGUUUAUAAGUACAACGCCUAUCGCAAAGCAGCUGGAACGUUGAGCACUCUGACGGAGAGAGUCAAGAGCGGCGAGGAGGCGAAGAAGCUACCUGGGAUAGGAGUAAAAAUUGCAAAGAAGAUAGACGAAUUUCUACAGACCGGGAAACUGCAGAAGCUAGAAGAUAUUAAAAAGGAUGAGAAUAAUGUUGCCAUUACUCUGUUGGCCCGAGUAUCCGGCAUAGGUCCUGCCAAAGCAAAGGACUUAGUGGAAGCUGGUAUCAAGACCUUGGAGGAUCUCAAGAAGCAUCAGGACAAACUCACACAUCAUCAGAAGCUGGGGUUGAAGUACUUUGAUGAUUUUGAAAAGAAAAUACCUAGGGCAGAAAUUACAGAGAUAGAAAAGAUAAUGAAGAAAGCCAUCAAAAAGUUAGACAGUGCUUAUCUCCUAACCAUCUGUGGAAGUUACAGACGUGGCAAAGAGGAGAGUGGAGAUAUCGAUGCUCUUGUGACACAUCCUGAUUAUACAUCAGAAGCAAAAGAUGAGCAAAAGAAGGCCGUGUCAUUAAAAGCAAUUGUCGAAUGUCUUGAAAAGAAGGAACUAAUUACAGACAGGAUGUCUCUCGGGUCCAGUAAAUUUAUGGGAGUGUGUAAGUUACCAGAGGCUAAAGGCAAGCCCUUCAGACGAUUGGACAUACGUCUUACGUUUCACGAUCAAUAUUACUGCGCUGUACUUUACUUCACAGGAAGUGAUCUGUUUAAUAAGAAUAUGAGGGCGCAUGCAUUGGAAAAGAAAUAUACGUUAAACGAAUACGCGCUGAAGCGCCUCACGAUUGAAGGUCUUCCGGGAGAAGCUGAAAAAAUUACGUCUGAAGAAGACGUCUUCAAAUUAUUGGAUUUACCCUAUAAAGAUCCAAGAGACAGAGAUGUAUAAAUAAUGAUAAGAUAUUCCUUUUUAUAUCAAUAGUUUAUUGCCACACGUUUUAUAUUUAUUAUCUAUAUCGUAUAUAUUUAUUAUCGAAAAACAAAUUAAUUUGUAUCAAAAUUGAUGUUAAAAAUAAAAGUCGAUUAAGUCGAUAAAUCUUAUAAACAUUUUAUUCAAAAAAUUAAUAUAUAAUAAUGAUUAAGAUGAAAAUUACGUUGCAUAAUUUUACAAUAUUUAUCAAUAAACGAUGAUUGCUUGUAUAAGCAACCUAACUA
This is a messenger RNA of Monomorium pharaonis (pharaoh ant), 1431 nucleotides long. Its product is annotated as DNA polymerase beta-like. Gene Ontology annotation, biological process: double-strand break repair via nonhomologous end joining. The transcript is spliced from 6 exons. Gene Ontology annotation, cellular component: nucleus. Gene Ontology annotation, molecular function: DNA-directed DNA polymerase activity; DNA binding. The coding region runs from base 152 to 1165 and encodes 337 amino acids. The record is from RefSeq and is a predicted model, not a curated record. Lineage: Eukaryota; Metazoa; Arthropoda; Insecta; Hymenoptera; Formicidae.